AUGCCUCCUGCGAUGGCUCCUUCGCCCGUCUACACCGGCGAGCAGCACUACGGAUCACAUCGACAGCGUGCAUACACAGUGCAGGACGAUGCACCUUCGAGCUGGAGCGACGCCUCUGCUCUGCCUUCCAUGCACCGCUCGUCUGACAGAGUGGGAGCCGUAGACGCGCCUCUGCCGACACUGCAGUCGCAUCCCUUGCUCAGUGAACAUGGCGAGCCACGCACCUAUACCUUGCACAUACGGCAGCAGCCCGCGCACGGCCGCAUGUUCGGCUUCCGCACAAAGGACCGGCGGCCGCUUGAUCCGCUCCCGAUCGUGGAGCUGGUCGUGCGCGACAGAGACGGCCGCGUCGAUCAUGUCGCACACACAAGCCCAGAUUUGCUCAUGCAGGUGUCGUUGUCCACAGAGCACUCGGGCGACAGAGAGCUCGUCACCUCUAGUGCCAAUCCCAGCACAGCGCUGCCCUACAGCCGCUUGCUCGAAGGCAAGCUCACGUCCAGUGGGCACAACGUCAAGGACCUGGACGGCACACGUGUUUGCCUCUUUGUCUUCACCGACCUGAGUGUGCGGGUCGAGGCGACUGUCCGCCUGCGCUUCUCUCUCGUGCGGCUAGGCGGGACGCGAUGGCAACCAGGUCUCUCCUCACACGCCGGCUCUGUCGUUGCAGAGAUCGACUCUGAUCCGUUCGUGGUGCACAGCUCGCGGACCUUUCCGGGCCUCAGCGAAUCGACCGAGCUGGCAAAGUGCCUCGCAGCUCAGGGUGUCGCGGUGCCCAUCCGCAACCAGAGCCGUCCCGGUGCCUCUGCCCUGGACUAG
Messenger RNA from Tilletiopsis washingtonensis, 816 nucleotides. RefSeq lists its product as hypothetical. The record is from RefSeq and is a predicted model, not a curated record. The transcript is spliced from 5 exons. Bases 1 to 816 code for a protein of 271 amino acids. NCBI's taxonomy places the organism in Eukaryota, Fungi, Basidiomycota, Exobasidiomycetes, Entylomatales.